AUGGACUUGGCAGGCGUGCUGCUGGCGCUGCUCCUCGUGCUGGUGCUGGUUGUCUCUCUGCUCUCCAACCUCCUGGUGCUGCUAUGCUUCGUCUACAGUACGGAGAUCCGCAAGCAGGUCGCCGGGGUUUUCCUGGUGAACUUAUCCUUCUGCAACCUGCUUCUCACCGUUCUGAACAUGCCUUUUACCCUGCUGGGCAUCCUGAGGAACCAGCAACCCCUCGGGGGCUGCGUCUGCAAGGCGGUGGGUUUCCUGGAAACUUUCCUGACUUCCAACACAAUGCUGAGCAUGGCAGCGCUCAGCAUCGACAAAUGGAUUGCCGUGGUGUUCCCCCUAAGCUACACCAGCAAGAUGCGGUAUAAGGACGCUGUGAUACUGAUGGGCUACUCGUGGCUCCACUCCCUCACGUUCCCCUUGGUAUCUUUGUUUUACUCAUGGGUAGAUUACAACAGCGUUUACGCCUCUUGCACCUUACACCUGAAGGAAGAGACGGAGAGGAGAAGGUUUACAGUGUUCACCAUUGUCUUUCACUCCACCAGUUUCAUGCUGUCUCUGGUGAUCUUGUGUUUCACCUAUUUAAAGGUGUUGAAAGUUGCCCGGUUCCACUGCAAGCGGAUAGACAUUAUUACCAUGCAGACUCUGGUUUUGCUGGUGGAUAUCCACCCCAGUGUGAAGCAGCGCUGCCUGAACGAGCAGAAAAGGAGGAGGCAGCGGGCUACCAAGAAAAUCAGUAUUUUUAUAGGGUCGUUCGUGAUCUGUUUUGGUCCUUACAUUAUCACCAGGUUGAUAGAGCUCAUUCCUUUUGUUACCAUAAAUUACUACUGGGGAAUUAUAAGCAAGUGCCUCACCUACAGUAAGGCUGCAUCAGAUCCGUUUGUUUACUCACUUUUGCGUCAACAGUACAAAAAAGUUCUGAUCAACAUCGUCAACAGGAUACUGAAGAGGGACCUGUAUCCAUCAUCAGGGUACAACAGUUCUCUCGACACUGAAAAUGAUUACUGCUUGCACAGAACAAACUGA
Serinus canaria (Common canary) is the source of this 1020-nucleotide messenger RNA. RefSeq names its product G protein-coupled receptor 78 (gene GPR78). Gene Ontology annotation, molecular function: G protein-coupled receptor activity. Gene Ontology annotation, biological process: adenylate cyclase-activating G protein-coupled receptor signaling pathway. Gene Ontology annotation, cellular component: membrane. Lineage: Eukaryota; Metazoa; Chordata; Aves; Passeriformes; Fringillidae. The record is from RefSeq and is a predicted model, not a curated record. The transcript has 3 exons. The coding region runs from base 1 to 1020 and encodes 339 amino acids.